CAGAACAAAAACAUGUCCGCUUUCACUUUCAUUUCUGUACAUAUUCAAAAAUAAACAAACGAAAAAUGAGCAAUAAAAAUUCCGAAUUGGAGAGCCUGUCGUUGGCCGGAAACAUAAAUAUUUGGUCCGAAAAUCAAAGCACUCUCGAAGAACAGGCCCUAAAAGAAUUGCAAACUUUCGCUAAAGAACUAAAUACCGCCGAAGACGGAGAAAUUACAGACGAUAAUGAAAAGGUUGAUGAAAAGGAAGAUAAAAAUUUUAGUUUAAACGUAGAAUCGUACAUUAAGCAGCAACAGGAUUUGAAAAAACGCCAAGAUUUCCAAAGAAGCUUGGCAAACGACACAAUUAAAUCAAAUAAUAAUAGCAAGAAGAGAAAAGUCCGCGAUGAUAGCGAUUUAGAAGACAAAUCAGGAAGUGAAUAUGUACCGAGUGAUGAUGAAGACUCCGAUCCUUCGUAUAAUUAUGUAGAUGAACAAACUGUUAUAACAAAGAAAAAUAAACGCAAGGAAUGCACGCUUAUAGAAAAAACCAUCGACGAUGGCGAUUGCAAGUCGUACAAAGCGAGAUUGGAUCUCUAUUACAAACUACUCGAACAAGAGGAAGAAUCUUCGGAGGACGAUUCGAAGGACGUCCACACUGUACAAGACAACUUGAAAAUUCCCUACAAAAUUUGGAACAAACUAUACAGGUACCAACAAGAGGGCGUCAAGUGGAUGUGGAACAUCCACCGAAAGUCGACGGGCGGCCUGCUGGGCGACGAAAUGGGCCUGGGCAAGACCGUACAAGUCAUCGUAUUCCUCCAUUCGCUCCACCACAGCCAAAUCAGCUCCUGUCACGGCCGGUUCGUCGGCCUGGGCCCCACGUUGAUCGUCUGCCCCGCCACCGUGAUCCACCAAUGGGUCAAGCACUUCCACGAGUGGGCGCCGGAGUUCCGGGCGGCCGUGCUCCAUCAGUCGGGCAGCUACAAGGGCGACAAGAACCGCCUCAUCAAAGACGUCCGCAAGACCAAAGGCGUCAUCAUAACCACCUACCAAGGCGUCAUUAAGUACGAGAAGUAUCUAACGGAGCACGAGUGGCACUACGUGAUACUAGACGAAGGCCAUAAAAUCCGCAACCCCGCCACCAAAGCCACUCAAGUCGUUAAAUCGUUGAAUACGCCUCACCGUUUGAUGCUCACCGGCAGUCCGAUGCAAAACGAUCUCACCGAACUGUGGAGCUUGUUCGAUUUCACGAAUCCCGGCAUGCUGGGCGAUCUGAAAACGUUCCAAGAGCAUUUCAUCGAGCCGAUCCUGCAAGGCGGCUACUCGAAUUCCACCUACGCGCAGGAGGCCACCGCUCUAUCCGUCGCCGGCGCGCUCAAAGAUCUGAUCGACCCUUAUUUGUUGAGGCGCACCAAGCACCAAGUGCAACGUCACGUCUCGCUGCCGAACAAGACCGAACAGGUGCUGUUUUGCUCGUUAUCCGACGAGCAAAAGGCCCUGUACAAAGAUUACUUGCUAAGCGAUCCUGUGGCGGAUAUCCUGGGCAAGGGGGUGAAGAAUUGGAGCGGUGAUCACGGCGUCAGGGCGAAGGUGUUUGUGGCCAUUACGAAGCUGCGGAAGAUAUGCAACCAUCCCGACAUAUAUCUCUCGGACGGGGCCGACGAGGAAUCGUUGCGCUUCGAUUACAAAUCCUCCGGCAAAAUGGUGGUGGUGUCGGCUUUGUUGAAAAUCUGGAAGAAACAGGGCCAUCGGGUGCUGUUGUUCACGCAGGGCAGGUCGAUGAUGGAGGUGCUCCGGCGGUUCCUCGACCGGCAGGGGUACAAGUACCUGAAGAUGGACGGUACCACCGCCAUCGGGGCCAGGCAGCCUUUGAUCGAGAAAUUCAACACGGAUUCUAGUUACGAUGUGUUUCUGUUGACUACUAGAGUGGGUGGUUUGGGCGUGAAUUUAACGGGAGCCAAUCGGGUGAUUAUCUACGAUCCGGAUUGGAAUCCGGCAACCGAUACCCAAGCCAGAGAAAGGGCCUGGAGAAUAGGACAGGAUAAGGACGUGACGAUUUACAGGUUACUAACGGCCGGAACGAUAGAAGAAAAGAUGUACCAACGACAAGUAUGGAAACAACUGUUGAGCAACAAAAUCCUGCUGGAUCCGAGGACGAACAAAUUCUUCAAAUCAUCGGAUUUGUUCGAUUUGUUUUCGCUGCAAGAGAACGCCGACAACGCCCCGGAAACCGUCAACAUUUUCCACAAAUCCAGGGUGAGGAUUCAAGAGAAGCUCAAAAGGAAAUCGAAACCGAAGCGACCCGAAGCUUCGCCGAAGCGGCGAUUCACCGACGAAAAGCUGCUCGAGAUGAAGCACAUGGCGCACCGGAUAGCGAAGAGCCUCUCGAAGCCGCCGCCCGAGAGCGCCGAUCGGCUCGAAUUGGAGCGAGAGAAGCGACGGAGGCGCGAGGAAACGGACGAAGCGAAACGAUUGGAGGUCGCCGAGUUGCGGAGGUACAACAGGGAAAAGGCCGGCAUCGUCGAGGACGUUCACGCGAACAAAAUAGACGAUCGCGACGCUCUGGUGGGGUUCUCGGAGGCUUUGGAAUACGCCGAAACGACGGCUCGAUUGCAUCACGAACUCAAAACGAACAACAAAGAUUUAGAUGAGAUAGCGGAUGAGGUGAAUACGGCCAAGGAAACGGUGAGCAAAGAACCGGAGAAGUUGAUAAAAAAAUUCAAAAAACGGAAAAUCGAUUUGACCGGUAAAAUAGACGGAGAAAAGAUCGAAGGUUUGGUGAAAACCGAAACGAAGAAAACGAAAAACGCGGAGAAAGACAAAAAUAAUGCGUCGAAUAAAAGCGGCGGUGAAGAUGAUUUUAUAUUGGGCAAAUUGUUUAAUAAAAAAGGUGUUUCCGGUGCUAUCCAGCACGAUUCCGUUGUACAAGAAACGUCUAAAGGGGGGAGUUUGAGAGUACACACCGAGGCGCAAAUGAGGGCCGAGAAAUCUUUGCAAGCGCUUAAGAAAUCGAGAUUAGAUAAUUGGAAAUGGUGAUUGUUUUGUAAGAUAUUUUUUUAUUUUCAUAUAAUUAAGUGUAAAAAUGAUUGUGUAUAAAUUACUAAAUUGAGUUAAUUGAAAAAAUAAAAAUACAGAUAAAAAUUUUGAAUGAAUUAUUAAAGAUUGUAAAAAUAUUGAUAAGUAAUAAAUGAAUAAAAUGGUAA
Phyllotreta striolata is the source of this 3184-nucleotide messenger RNA. Lineage: Eukaryota; Metazoa; Arthropoda; Insecta; Coleoptera; Chrysomelidae. The record is from the annotation of a GenBank genome assembly.